This is a messenger RNA of Funneliformis caledonium, 564 nucleotides long. The record is from the annotation of a GenBank genome assembly. Lineage: Eukaryota; Fungi; Glomeromycota; Glomeromycetes; Glomerales; Glomeraceae.
AUGUCAGACAACGAAAGCCAUGAAGAAAAAUUUAUUGAAUCUGAGGCACAAGUAUUCGACUUUAAGUUGGGGAAUUCACUUGAACAAAGCCAUUCAAGUAGAAAUUCCUAUUUUCGCUUUGAGUUUGACGAAGAACAUCAUGAUAUAAAUUUUUCAAAACCUGCAAAUAUUAGAGAUAUUAAUGAAAAAACUGUGCAAAUUUCUUUUGGUGGAUCUUUGGAAAACGAAGCAUAUUUAUUGUCUGGACAAAGAUUUGAAGAUAACAAUUAUGAGAUAGAUGAUGAAAAUGCAGAAAGAGAUUAUUUAUUAAUAUUUGAUGAGGCAACAAAAACCUUUACGUUAGAACUCCUGGAUUAUGAGUUUCGAGUAGGUGUUGGUAGUGAUUUUUCGGAAGUUAACAGUAUAGGUCAGAAAUUUGAAUCUCCUAAUUCAGAUAUUGAGCGACAAUUUCAAGAAGUAAUGGAAGAAGGAGAUCAAUCAUAUGUAAAUGGAGAAUAUUUCCCAGAUGAAGAAGAGGAUUAUUUAGAGAAAUUUAAAGAAUCAGAGCUGCACAAUCCAUGUUAG